AUGAAUGGGCAAGCUCCACCAUCUUCAAUCCCUGGAUUCCCGGAUGUGACUAUGUCAAUUCCCAUUGAAACCCCGACCAGUGAUCCACUUUUUCCUCCUGCAUUUGGUCCACAUGUUAACAUAUCCAACACUUCUGGAACUUCCACUGUGCGCCCUCCAAAUGCACCCCUCAGAAAUAACCCAUUUUUCAUCCCCACUGUACAAACUACUACAAUCCCUCAACCAACAUUGGUACAGAAGUCCAAUAAUGAGCCUCCAUCUAAAGGUCACCACGAUCAAUAUUAUUCUCCGGAAUUGACUUUUAAAGUCCCAGACUCGUAUAACCCCUUUCAGCAGUAUAGUUCCCCCGUCGAGAUCGAGAAAACUGCUAAGAAUGAGGGACAAGAAGAAAUGGCUAGAAAAAUGAAGCGUCUAGAGCAGAGUGUGAGGAAUAUGCAAGGAUUAGGAGGUCCAAAAAGCGUCUCAUUCAGAGAUUUGUGCAUGUUCCCCAAUGUUCAUCUGCCCCUUGGUUUUAAGACUCCGAAGUUUAAGAAGUACAAUGGUCACGGUGACCCCGUAGCACACUUGAAGAAGUAUUGUAAUCAAUUAAGAGGGGCAAGGAGUAAGGAAGAAUUACUCAUGGCAUAUUUUGGAGAAAGUCUAGUGGGAAUUGCCUCAGAAUGGUUCAUCGACCAAGACAUUUCUAAUUGGCCUACAUGGGAUGACAUGGCAGGAGAUUUUGUUCGACAAUUUCAGUAUAACAUUGAUAUCGUGCCUGAUCGCACUUCUCUCGCCAGUAUGAAAAAAAAUCCUACCGAGAGUUUUAGAGAAUAUGCUAUCAAGUGGAGAGAACAAGCUGCCAGGGUCAAACCGCCGAUGAAGGAGUCAGAAAUGAUUGAUGUUUUCCUCCAGGCACAACAACCUGAUUACUUCCACUACUUGCUUUCCACAGUGGGGAAGACAUUCGCAGAAGCAAUUAAAGUUGGGGAAAUGGUUGAAAAUGGCAUCAAGUUCGGCAAAAUUGUGAGUCAGGUAGCACUCAAGGCUACCACCCAAGCAAUUCAAAAUAGGUCUGGUGGUUUUGGAAAUCGAAAAAAGAAAGAGGAAGGAUCCAUGAUGGCAUCAGGGUCCAGUGCUGCUCAAAGGGGGACAAACCACCAAAUCUUACGAGGACAAUCCAACUCGCCUCAACAUUUUUAUCCGCAUCAGGAUCCCCACUACUCAAUUGCUCCACCCCAAUAUACGGUUUUCAACACCCAGGCAUAUGCCCGACCUUCUCAACGCCAACAAUGGAGGGCGCCUGCUCCACAAGGCUUUCGUCCCCAACAACAAAAUUUUCAAGCACCUUAUAAUACACGUCCUAAGACUGAUUAUGUAAGAGAACAAAGACAGAGGGAAAAUUUCACCCCAAUUGGAGAAUCAUACACAAGCCUGUUGCGGAAAUUGAUACAAUUGGGUUUGAUUGAACCUAUCAUGUCGUAUAAUGUCAACCCAAAUGCAAGAGGUUUUGACCCCACUGUCAGGUGCGAGUAUCAUUCUAACGCUCAGGGUCAUAGCACAGAAAAUUGUUUUACUUUGAAAAGAGCCAUUGAGAAGCUAAUUGAUGACAAAGCAAUUGUGAUACAUGACGAAGAGGCUCCGAAUGUCACCAACAACCCACUUCCUGCUCACAACAAUGCUCAUGUUGUUGGAAUGAUCUGUAACGAUAAGGAAUACAAGCAAACAGGUGCAAGUUCUAAUGCGAAUCUCAAAGGCUCGGGGAAGUUGAUAUUGUAUGUUCCUGGAGCCACAAAGAAAAAAGAGACAUUAGUAACUGGACCAAAAUUAUAUGUUCCUAGUGGUUUUCCCAGGUUUGGUCAAAACCAGAAUGGUUUAGGAAAGAUGACAGAACCAAUUGUGAUAAAGCACACGACACAACUUCCGGUGACAAACAUGAAAACUGUCCCAUGGAACUACAACAAAACCAUUGUGACUUACAAGGGCAAGGAGAUUGUUGAAGAAAUAGACGAAACCGGUGGCUUAACGCGUUCUGGAAGGUGUUAUGCUCCAGAAGAAUUAAGGAGAGCCAAACAAGAUAGGGAUAGCCAAUUUCCGGUGAAAAAACCUAUCACUGAAGAAAAGGCUGAAGAGUUCAUGAAGAAGAUGAAAGUUCAGGAUUACUCUAUUGUUGAUCAGUUGAGAAAAACUCCGGCUCAGAUUUCAUUGCUAUCUUUGCUCAUACAUUCUAAAGAGCAUUGUCAAGCAUUGAUUAGAAUUCUGAAUGAGGCACAUGUUUCAGACAAAACAACUGUAAGUCACUUGGAAAAGAUGGCCAAUAGAAUAUUUGAGGUGAAUAGAAUCACUUGCACCGACGAUGAGCUGCCUGUGGAAGGAGCUGGACAUAAUAAGGCUUUGCAUUUAACUGUCAAAUGUGAAGAACAUUAUGUGAAAAGAGUCAUGAUUGAUGGAGGCUCGGGUGUGGACAUCUGCCCCCUCUCUACUUUGCAAAGUUUGAAAAUCAGCACAGAUAGAAUUCGUACUAACAAUGUGUGUGUUCGAGCUUUCGAUGGCGCAAAAAGAGACACCGUUGGUGAGAUUGAUCUUACUUUAAAAAUUGGACCUGUUGAUUUUGGGAUCACAUUCCAAGUUAUAGACAUGGACACUUCCUACAACUUGCUUUUAGGAAGGCCAUGGAUCCAUGCAGCCAGAGCGGUGCCAUCUACGUUACACCAAGUGGUCAAGUUUGAAUAUGAGAAACAAGAAAUUAUUGUUCACGGUGAAGAUGAUCUUUCAAUAUAUAGAGACCCUUCUGUCCCAUGUGUCGAGGCCAAGGAAGGUUGCGAAUCCCUCAUAUUUCAGACCUUUGAAAUAGUGGCAGCUGAUCAGUUUAUGGAAGGGAAGCCUAUCCUAGAGCCCCGUCUAUCCUCUACUUCAGUCAUGGUGGCUACACAAAUGCUGCAAAAUGGUUAUGAGCUAGGAAAGGGCCUGGGGGUGUCAUUGCAAGGAAUUGUUGACCCGAUCUCUCCAUUUGGUAAUCAAGAUACUUUUGGUUUGGGUUUUAGGCCAACUAAUGCUAACAGGAAAUGGGCAAAAGAGCAGAAAAAUAAGGUUUGGAAAUUGCCAAAGCCCAUUCCCCACAUUGUCAAGUCUUUUACUAGGUCACGUCUUGAAGAGGAUAAGGACAUGUCUGUCCAAGAUGACGUGGACGAAAUAUGUCAAGGUCUCAAAGAAAUGUUCUAUGGAGUAAACAUGGUUCAUAUUGGUGAAGGCCCUAGUCAUGCAGAUGUGCAACGUAUUGGCCCAGAAGUCAAGCUCGCCAACUGGGAAGCUACUCCUCUCCCCACAAAGAAGGAGUCUUGUUUCAUUAACUCCGGCUUUAAUAACAUGACAUGCAUGCGGAAUUCACGUCCAGAUCUUAAAGAGCUGUCUAAUCUCGAAACAAUGAAUCAAGAGGUUGAUAAAUAUGAUGAAGAAGAGGCUUUUGAAGAAAUAAAAAGGGAACUGGAUCAAUUUGAGAAUAAGCCUAAGCCUAAUCUAAAUGAAACCGAGGCAAUUAAUUUGGGAACUUCUGAAGAAACUAGAGAAACAAAGAUAAGCAUUCAUGCCGAACAAAAGACCAGAGAUGACAUAAUCCAGGUUUUAUUUGAAUAUAAAGAUGUGUUCGCUUGGUCUUAUGAUGACAUGCCAGGUUUGAGCGUUGAUCUGGUAGUGCACAAACUUCCUACAUACCCUAAUUUCCCACCAGUCCAACAAAAGCAAAGAAAAUUUAAGAAAGAGGUGAGUGAUAAGAUUAAAGAGGAAAUCAUGAAGCAAUUGAGUGCAAAUGUGAUCAGGGUCGUCCGAUUUACUACAUGGCUAGCAAAUGUUGUGCCCGUACCAAAGAAGGAUGGGAAAACCAGAGUUUGUGUUGACUAUAGAGAUUUGAACAAAGCCAGUCCAAAGGACAACUUUCCUUUGCCUAACAUCCACAUUCUUGUUGACAAUUGUGCCAAACACGAGAUUCAAUCUUUUGUGGAUUGUUAUGCUGGGCAUCACCAAAUUUUGAUAGAUGAAGAGGAUGCAGAAAAGACCGUCUUCACCACCCCAUAG
This is a messenger RNA of Lycium barbarum (goji berry), 4047 nucleotides long. RefSeq lists its product as uncharacterized. Lineage: Eukaryota; Viridiplantae; Streptophyta; Magnoliopsida; Solanales; Solanaceae. The coding region runs from base 1 to 4047 and encodes 1348 amino acids. The transcript is spliced from 3 exons. Gene Ontology annotation, molecular function: nucleic acid binding. The record is from RefSeq and is a predicted model, not a curated record.